AUGGCGGGCAAUUCCAAUAGCUAUUUUCCUCCGCUGGAUCAGUGUCUUGCUGGAAAUGCGACUCUCAUCUCAUGGCGAACAGCAUACCGGGCCCUCUGCGAUGAGUCGGCCGCGGUGGACAAUACACAACUCCAACACUUCCUCUCCGACGACGAGACACGGUCCCUGCUGGCCGUCGCCCUCAAUCCCUUCAUCAAACCCUCGACACAAACGGCCACCGAAUUCUCCACCAAGACGGCCCCGAUCCAUGUCGCGCAAACAAGCAAUGUCGACUACAACCUGGAGGAGCUCAAGGUGGAUGCGCAAUGGUUGUCGCGAGAGGUGCAAGUGGAGGAAUUGACUGCUCUGCGAAUGGCCAUUGUUGAGUGGCAGGAACGACCGGCAGAUCAAUUGUUGAAUACGGCGGGGAAUGGGCUGUCUCUGUCAUUACCCACCACCGCCGAGCUUGCGCGAAGCGAUGCUUUCAAUUUCUCUGCGUCCACAGCCAGGGGCAUCUCCAGACCUGCUCUGGACUUUGCCAAGGAGGAUGUGCGACGGCGACGUCUGUUGAAUGUGUACUUGAGCGAAAAGAGCCAUUUGAUGAAGCUGAGCGCGCAUCUGAUGGGCCGCAUUGCCCUCGCCAAGGCUGAUAUCCAAGGACGGAACAUUGGGUUGUUGGAGAGCAAUGCCAGACGGAAUUGGAUCGAUGAGGCAGCAGCCAUUAUCGCAGACGCCAUGUGUCCACCGAGACGCAUUACCGAAGCCGAAGCAUUUUGUGUUAGAUGUGUGGACAGGGUGGAGGCCGCCAUAGCAGGUGCUUCCGACUCCAGCACAUGGCCAAAGAUCUUCACCGAGGACGACGACAAGGCGCAGAUAUACAUUGCCUCUCAGUUUGGCGAGAUUGUCAGUGCGUUGAGUUUGAUGCUCUCGACCCUGCAUACCCUCGAUGGAGUACCGAGCGCGACCACGGUUCAGUCAUGGUUCACGGUCAUGGACAAGUACUCCUUUCUACAAGGAGACUUUCCUCUAUUCGGAGACAUGUCCAUUCCUCAAGCGCUCGUAUCUGUCAUAUCAGUCGACAUGUUGAAGCUACAGCUGGUCACAGCAGAGUUGAUGAAUGCGGCAGGUGCGGAUACCGAACCUCUGGGUGGAAACUUCUACAUUAAGAAUGAAGCGUGCUUGACCUGCGUCAAUCUCACACUCUAUCGAGCGGCCCAGAUGGAGCUCAGCAUCGCAGCGCCCGCCAUCUACGCCUGGAGUAUCAUCACGUCCAUCAUUCAGGACAUUGCAUCAAUCCACAAAGAGGUCCGCGAGCGAAGACAUGACCAAGGUGAUGAAGAGCUGGACAACCUUGUGCGCUCGUCUCGACGUGGAUCAGUAGACUGGCAAUCAGAGUUCGAAAGAAUGCUCGCUUGGCUGAAGGAUCGCGAGUUGGAGGAGAACAGAGACAACCCACAGCUGUACUUUCUCAGUUCCGCCGUCAAUCGUAUGCGAGCCUUUGCUGUCAUUGCAGGUCYGAGCAAUCUCGCAAACACCUUCUUCAGCUCAGCAUCCGAGUCAGCCAUAGGGUUUGCCAUGAAAGAGACUCUUCUGGAUCUCCUCAGGGAAGGCUUGCCAUUUGUGCAGUAUGGCGGGGAACUUCUUGAAGUCAUUCUUUCACUUAUAGAGCAACCUGCAGACUCCACGACACCCUCUUCCCGAAGACAUGCUCGUGCCCUGGCGAGCAAAUUCUUAUCCGACAAUGACUUGUUUCGGACUCAUAUUUUGGAUCAAGCGCUUGCACGCUAUCCAUAUGAGCUCUCACCACUGCUACGUCUACUCACUGCCGUGUCGAGUGCGGGCGGACAGAUCGGUAAUGCAAGUGGCGCGAUGCAGGCCAAGCAAAUUCUUGACAACCUACAGUCUUUUACUCAAAUGGUCCCGGAUAGUUUCCGAUCGUACGAGCUAGAGCAUGAAGAUGACAAUGCAAACCGAAUGCAGCUCACCGCCGCUCUGCCGAUAUUCGCUACAAGACUAGCCCUCCUCUCGCUGAAUCCAUCACGCCGUGCAAUCACCAUGGGCGAGCCUGGCAACGAGCAGCGAGGCGUCUGGGAGAUUCCCAACAACACACGUGGUGUGCUUGUGGGUGAGCGGAGCCCGUGUGUGAUCAAGCUUCAGCACGAACACUCAGGCUUGGAGUAUUUGGGCCUGUUGCUAUCCACCUUUACGGCAUCCAGUGAAUUGCUGCCCGUGGGUCCCGGCGCCGAACUGGAUCGUGUUACAGCUGCGGAGACUAUUGGUCUAUUCACGGCCAUGCUUGAAGCUGUGCAAGAGCAAGACCCAUCUUCGAAUGACGCCAAACACCUCCUGGGACGUCUCAGUAAUGCUUUGCAGGACGGACAUGACCUCGUCUCUGUCGUAGGCGAGGUCUUUGAGACGGAGUUGCUGGCUCAUCUCGAACAAGUCGCUCAGCCGGGCUCACUAGAUUUGGUUGUAUCUUGCGCCAACUUCAUGUGUGUGCUGGUCACCAUAGCGCCCGAACGAGCCUGGUCUAUGCUCGCGCGUAGCAGUCUUCUCGGUGUUGUCGACGGCGCAUCUUCAUUAGCUGCGGUUGUUGGUGGUGCCGAAGUGCAACUCGGACAAUACCGCUUCCUCGCGGCGUGUGUCAAGCUGCAUUCCUUGCUUUUGGAAGACAGCAUCGCGGGGCUUGUGCAGAGAAAGAGCCAACCUGCAAGACCUGCACAUCGCUUUGCAUCGCAAGUCGAAUCUUCGCAUUCCACCUCUGAGCGAACAACUAGCGCCGUGUUGAGUUCCUACCAGAAGAUCCUAGUCGAUGCAUUACAGAGCCUGCCCGACUGGAAGUUCCAAAACGCCUGCGAGCGAUGUAACAUUAUCAUUGGCAUAUUUGAUGGCUUCAGCCGGUUGUUGAAGAGCACGUACGGUAUCGAUCACGGCAAGGAGCCUACGAAACGACUGACCAACGUGUUUGCACCAGCAGCAGCAACUUUACUUGACACUUGGGUGCCACAAGGAGGCAGCAGUCCACUGGUGAACAUCUUCAGUCGACUCUUGCCGGACGCCCUACCCGUGGCGGGUGAUGAUGUACUGGUGGAGUUGCGUGCGCUGCUUAUUGCCCAGACCAACACUCUCUUCACCUUUUCGACUCUUCUCGUUCGAUCGGCCAAGGGUGGUGUAGACAUUCUCGUCACCAAAGAAGAUUCGAAUCAGAUGAAAGGUGUGGUGCAAAAAAGUCUUGACACGGAUAGGCAGACAAUGGGAGCAAAAAGGGCGAAGACACUUUGUUCAGAUCUCUUGCAGAGCAUGCCAGCUCUUGCGUCCCUUCUGGCAAGCGAUCAUGCGUUCAAGGCAGAUCUAUUCCCUCUGCUCGGCGAGCUGGUACAGACUGUAGGCUGUGGAGAGGAAGAUCCGCCAUCUGUGCUGGCGCAAUUCGAUCCCGAAGCGUCAAAGUCUCUCCUCAAAGUUAUUACACAGCUAGAUCGUCCGCUGUGCGAUGUAGCCGUCGAGCGCCAUAUUUGGGACUUCUUGUCUAUCGUCAUGGGCAGCAGGCAGCAGUGGUUUGCGAUAUACCUACUCACCGGUGCACUACCAAAAGUGAGGGGACACCGUGGAGAGGCAGAGGCCAUCAAAGGAAAGCCGAUUCUCAGCUACGCGUUAGAUCAGCUCUCGACAAUAUCAACACUACCGCCCCACCGCGCAGUUGGCAUGCUCAAGUUUGUCGCUGUAGCUCAGCAGACAUGGGUAUGGGCGACCAACGAAUUGCGGUCGCACGCCGACUUUCUCAAGAGCACGCUGGCUUGGCUCAACUCGUUGACUGCCGCACCACGACAUCCACCAUCCGCAGCAGCUUUGAUCAGUGCGAGGGAGUGCGAGAUGGCUGCAUAUCUAUGUGAGAUCCUCGCCAUCAACCUGCACGCCAGUCUUGAGAUUGGUGACAAUUCCGUGUUGAAGCUCCUCGUGCCAAAACUUGACUUUCUCCGAAAGCAUGGCGUCACAGUGGAUGCUUACAACCGCUCGCUCCAUGCCAAUCUCGCCGACAAUCUCAAAGCCAAGUUCCCUCAAAGCGAUCUCUCCGACUUCAAGCGCACAGAAGCCAACCCCGCUCCCUUUGGUCUCGACUAUUUCUACGAUCGGGAACUUGCCGCCAGCGUCCUCGGCCAUGAUUCUUGCUGGGUUGGCGAAGAUCCCACACGCUCGGCUGGCUAUGCAGAUGAGUUCUCCCGCGCCAACGCAAAUCUGAGCCUCCUUCAUGCGCAGACCGCCCUGUUGAAGAGCUGGAAGACUCUAGCGACGACYCUCUGCGAUUGUGCGGAUCAGGAUCCGAGUCUGCAGAAUGAGCUGGCUCUAGUCGCACAGGAAUGCCUCUUGUCCAACGCCAGCCCUCAAGUCAACGAGCCGGGCGUAGCAGAUGUGCUACAGCUCCGCGUCGAGCUUGCAUUCAUCAUCACAUCCAAACUCGUUGCGCUACGCUGCAAAGCCGAUGCCAUCAAGACUCUUCUCGCGGCUGCAUGGGAGCUUGUUCGAACUUCCCCCGUCGACUACGAUGUUGCAACCGCCGCCGAAGAUGUGCGAUACUAUCGCCAAUUACUGCAAGUCCUUUACCUGGCCAUCCAACCCCACAACUAUAUUUCCCGAGCCACAAUCUCCUCGGAGGAACCACAUAUGGAUUACCUCCCUCCAGCAACUUCUUCAUGCAUGGUCGCGAUUGUCAAUCACGUCAUAACUCCUGGCUUCCGCGCUUUGUGUGGGAAUCUCCAUCAUGAUAUUGAGUUGGCUCUGCCCGCGGACUUUGCCCUACUCACAGCGCUCCUACAAGCUAUCAUUGCAGUGCCAGGUAUCAACUCAGUCUCCACGCUCCUCUCGGACAUGAUUGCAAGUUCCUCCGUCGUUCGCGGCGCUUUGAGUUUGUACUCAUGGUCUGAUCAACUCGGAGAAGACCCAAUAUACGGGGAAAUCGCCGUCACAUUCCUCUUGGCACUCUCACAAAUCCGACCUGUUGCUGUGCAGAUGGCACUCGAAGGAAUCCUCACUCAACUCGCGAGCGCCAAUCUGUCGAACUACUUCCGGAAACCCGGCGGUAAAGGACCUUUUGACUCCCCGGUGAGAAUGUAUAGUAUCUGGACCGAAGGAUUCCUACCGUUGUGUUUGAACUUGCUGGAUACGGUUGGUCCACCCAUCGCAGCUGAAGUUGCGACGUUUCUCAAUUCCUUCACGGAACAAUUGAGGAGAGCUGAGAAGGCGUUGGUCAAUGAAGUUCCUAGUUCGAGGAAUCCUCAUGCUGGAGCGGUCACGUUGGGUAUGGUGAAGGAGGCGAAUGUGCUGUGUUUGUUGGGGAGGGUCUUGGGGAGUGAUGCAGCCAGGGGCGCGGCCGAAGGGAUUGAUGCGAGUGACAUUCCGGAGUUGGAGUAUGAUGCCGAAGGGGUCAAGGGGAUGGCGGAAGGGCUGUUGAGAGGGAGAAGAGGGUUGGGUGAGAGAGUUGUCGCUGUUGGGGUGUUGGAGGAGAGGUGGGCGAGGGGUGUCGGGGAGGCUGGGGAGAGUACGUUGGUUGGGAAGGUCGUGAGGGAGUUGAGGAGUUUGGUUGAAGGUGGGGCACCGCCGAUUUGA
Ramularia collo-cygni is the source of this 5580-nucleotide messenger RNA. RefSeq lists its product as uncharacterized. The record is from RefSeq and is a predicted model, not a curated record. Gene Ontology annotation, cellular component: nuclear pore inner ring. Gene Ontology annotation, molecular function: structural constituent of nuclear pore. The coding region runs from base 1 to 5580 and encodes 1859 amino acids. The transcript has a single exon. Gene Ontology annotation, biological process: RNA export from nucleus; protein import into nucleus. Lineage: Eukaryota; Fungi; Ascomycota; Dothideomycetes; Mycosphaerellales; Mycosphaerellaceae.